Paramuricea clavata is the source of this 13628-nucleotide messenger RNA. The record is from the annotation of a GenBank genome assembly. Lineage: Eukaryota; Metazoa; Cnidaria; Anthozoa; Malacalcyonacea; Plexauridae.
CUCUUGCUUGUGCUUGUAGUGCAGUCCUUUUUCCUCGGGUAUUUUGAGAAAUGUCCGCGUCGCAAACCAUCAUUUUGAACGCAAUGAAUUAAAGCGUGUAGGUAGAGUUAAAAGUAGUAUACUGCUCCGUAUAGUGCAAGCACCAGGCUUAACUGAUUCUCUUCUGUAAUUCGACUCACGAUAAUAUGUCAUGCCCUGCAAUUGCUUGGCGGUUAUACAGUAUAGAGUACAGUAGAAUGUGCUCUAUACAAAUUCCUUGUGACUCAGCAUCGCUUGCGGAAGGUUGAUUUCGGAAAAUGAUUUCGAAAAUUCAUCCUAGUUUCGUUACAAAAAUUGGGCACGGCAUCCGACAUACGUGCAAAACUGAGUCAUGUGCGAAGCUUAACUUUUAUAAAACUUCAUUUUAACUUCCGCGGGUUUUACAUCUUUUUGCCGUAUGUUUUGAACGUCCUUUAUUUUAAGAUCUAGCAUUACAAUUAAAAGCCUCGUGUUUAGUUUAGGAAUAAUAAACGACUGGACUCUCUUAUAUUUUUAAAAUAGGUUUAUUUUUCUGGGUUUUCGGGCUGUAAGUUAUGGCGUGUUAUAUGAAAGCAAACAUUUCCUAAAUUUCAUGCUAUGUCACGUCACGAAGCAAUUUUCACUUUAAUUUGGAAAUGAUAUAUUGUUGCCAUUUGAUCUCGUGAAAAUCAAGUCGGACAUCCAGUCACGAGCUUGAGACCAGUGACAACGGCCGUAGUGAUUGCCGGUCAGCUGCAUAAUUGAGCGCAUGCGUUGUACGGCUUCGUGUUCUUGUUGCCAACGAAACAAGAUCUUUGUAAACGAUCAAGCAAGAAAUCUAUUUUGAAAAGUUGAAAUCUUUAAAAAGCACAGUCUUAGUCAGUUUUUUAGACAGUAGAAGAAAGCCUUUUACUCAUGGAAGACUCAGCACAAGAUUUUGCCAAGUUAGAGUUGGUUUCAACGAUAGGAUUUGCCGGUAAGCUACAUUUUUAAAAUCAUUUUUAUAUAAUUUUGUGUUGUGGCUUUAAUUUGGUUGCAACAUUUGAUAAUGAGAGAAAAUGGGAAUAAAGUUAAUCAUUUUCUGUAUAUGUAGUAGUCUUACAUUCGCUGGCAAAUAAGUAUAAAAUUAAGAGAUUUGGUUUUAUUUUCUUCCUAAGAAAAUUCCUACGAAAUUCUUUCUAAAAACUCAAGAUCCUGUGUAUUCCUGCAUGUUCAUAUUACACUCGAAGCUAUCCUAUCACUUAUAUUUAUUGUGUUUCCAUUUUGUUUUUGUAAUUGCCUUUGCAAAUCCAAAAAUGGAUCUGAUAAUCAGAAAUUGGCAUCGUCCUUGCAUCCCCUUUCCCAAAGUUACGAGGUGUGUGUGGGGUGCACCCAUUCCCCCCUCCCCCAGUAAAUCCAUUGCUGUAUCCCCUACCCAAACUAAGCUAUCAUGUCUUGUCGGUAACCGGUCGUUUCGCCAACGAGUCGUUUCGCCAACUGUUAGUUCGCCAACGUCUCUGGUCGAUUCGCCAACGUUUCCUCACGUUCUUAUGUCAGUUCGCCAACGCAACGUUUAAUCAUGGAUUGUAAAAUAAACAAUCUAUGGUUUACAAUUAUUUUACAAUCCAUGGUCAUUUAAUAGUUCACGUCUUUAUAAUGUGAAACCAUGAAACACAAACAAUGUUUGUAGAAACUAUGUUGCAUGGAACGUUGGCGAUCAAAAGCGUCACCAGCCGUGUUUAACCUUGGUUAUUGUUCUAUGCUCUAUUGUGGAAUUUUGUUAGUGCAGAGUAUGGUUAAUCUUUGUAUUGUUGUUUGAAAACUCUUCAGUUGUGUUACUUGAAUGGUAUAUCAUAUGCAUAAAAACUUUCACAUUUCGUGAGUUUAAGGCCCUACGAAAAAUUACUUGUUUAGCGUCUGCUGAUUAAACCUGUUUUACACCGUCUAAAAAUAAAUAUCGGGAGAAUUCGCUAUUUCGGUUAUUCUCUACAAACAUUAAUAGAUUUAUAUAUCCAUGUAUGAACUAUGUAACGUUGGCGAACUGACAUAAGAACGUGAGGAAACGUUGGCGAAUCGACCCGAGACGUUGGCGAACUGACAGUUGGCGAAACGACUCGUUGGCGAAACGACCGCAAUUCGUCUUGUCACUUUUAAGGUUGCGUCCCUGGUGGACUGAUCGUACAUCCUGAUCAACACCAUAUCAUCUACUCUGUCGGCAACACCAUAAUUGUCCAACACAUUGUCAGCAACAAGCAGAGAUUCCUUGUCGGCCAUACGGACAACAUCUCGUGCAUCGCUGUGUCAAAGAGCGGCCGAUACAUAGCCUCGGGUCAGGUGACGCACAUGGGAUUCAAAGCCGAUGUUAUCGUCUGGGAUUACGAGACAUGCUCUAAGUACUGUUUGCUGACCUUGCAUAAAGUGAAAGUUGAGGCUCUGGCAUUCUCGCCAAAUGAUAAAUAUUUGGUCUCGCUUGGAGGACAAGAUGAUAACAGGUAUAAAGACUAGCUUGAUAGUCUGGCUGUCUGCCUUGUUAGGUGACAAGACAUUCCGAAUUUUAGGCAUGCUUAACUGAGAGUAGUAAUCCUAGCUGCAUUAAGUACCGGAUAUGCAAUAAAGUGUAAUAUAUUGUAAAACACCACUUUUCCAUUUUACAAUUAUGACAUCAUAGGGCCCCUGGAAAAGUUUUGCUUCCAAUUUGUGAUUGUGAUUUUUUGGUUCAGGUGGUUUGGAAAUUUUGACAAGCACUGUGUAAAAUAUAUGUGUCCAAUCGUGCCAUUUUAAGAGGGAAAGCCAUAACUUGAGUGUGUGGUUUUGUACUAUUUCAGAGACAAAGUGCAUGAACUUGAAACUGAGUGAAAAUAUUGCAUUAAGCCAGGUGCAUGCAAUGCAAUUUUAACCAGCCGAUUAUAGUCUGCCGAUUAAUGAAAUAUUUGCACAUAUUGCGAGAAAUUAUGACUGGGUGAAAAUUAGUACCACACGAAUGUAAACACAAGUAAGGAUCCUUUAAAGCAACACCAAAAGAAAGAUUGUAAUAUUUCCAUGUAUAGUGUUGUAAUAUGGAACAUCGACAAGAAAGAAGCAAUCUGUGGUGCACCGGCUGCAGUACCCAGUUCAGGAACAUCGUAUGUUGUUGCAUUCUCUAACCAUAAUGACGAACUCUUCGUCACUGGUGGAAAGUAAGUCCACAUUCAUCUUUUUAUUAUACUGUAUUUUAUUACACCUGGAUUUCAUCAAAGUUGCAAUGCACCAUACUUUGUUAUUUAACUCUGGCUAUUCAUAUACACACAAGAAGGUAAACUUGUCAAGGAAAACUUGUUGACCGUACACACAAGAAGGUAAACUUUGUCAGGAAAUUGUGCUCCUCUGUACAGGGCUUUGGUGUGAAACGGUGAUGAAACUGGUAUUAGACAGAGUAAAAUAAUAAAGUAUGGUGUAUUUCAGCUUAAUUGGGUUAAGAGUUGACACCAAAGCCUCCCUUGUCUUUAUUCUUUAAGCAAUCAUAUAAUUCAAAUAUUCAAUGUUAAAUGAAGAAUAUUUUUUCAUUCUUAGCAAAACGUUAAGAGUUUGGGAGUUAGAUCUUCCCAAUCGCAAGAUCCGACCAACAGACUGCAACAUGGGACAACUCAAGAGAAUAAUAAAGUGUAUAAAGGUAGUCCAACACAGCGUGUUUCCAACAUAAUCUUUUACUUAGGGUGGAUGGGGGGGGGGAGCAAAUCCCCAUUAGAUAUCUUGGGAGGGGAGUGGGGGGUGGCAGACCCCCCAAAAAUUAAUGCAAGGAGUUGAAUUUGAACAAAAAAUAUUCAUGCAUGAACAUUCAGGGAAAUAAACACAGCUUUCAGACCGUAAAAAUAUUCGACAAAGCUCCAAACGAAAUUUGUAAACAAAAUUUCCCCUGUUUCCAAUAGUCCAGUUUGAGUCGUGUUUUAAACUACUAUUGCAGAAGAUUUUAAUUAAUUUUGUAAUUUGGCAUGGUCAAAUGAAAUACUUAUUUACAGGUUGCAGAAGAUGAUCAAUCGUUUUACUGUGGGACAACAAGCGGCGAUAUUUUAGAGGUACAGUAAGUUACUGCUUGGAACAAGAAAUUAGUUGCAUCAUGAGAGCUUUUUUAACGCCCGUGGCUUGCUGAAAGGAGAACAGUUGACAAGCGAGAAUUUGCGUCAGAGUAUUCUCAAAAUCUCGUCGUUCGGACAAACGAGAACAAGAGUUGCAAAAAGGUCAAACGAAAACAAGAGUUGUCCUAGUUCAAACGAAAACAAGAGUUGCAUGAGAGUUGAUGAGAGUUGAGAAGCGAGAGUUUGCAUGAGAGUUUUCUCAACUCUCAUACCCGGUCAAACGAGAACAAGAGUUGCAUGAGAGUUGAUAAGCGAGAGUUUUUGUAUGAGAGUUUUCUCAACUUUCAUGCCCCGGUCAAACGAGAACAAGAAUUGAAAGAGAGUUGGUAUACUGUAUAUGAUACGAUAUGAUACCAAUGAUACGUUCAUGAUAUUGAAGGAAAUAAAGCGCGGAGUUAUAAAAGCCGCACUUUGCGUUCUAGGUGAACAUGAAGACACGACUGUUCCGUCAUUACGGUCCACAGAAAGAGAAAUUCAGCCUGGGUAUUCAGGCCUUACAGAUACUCAAGACAGGUGACGUAUUGGUCGGCGCUGGGGACGGUACUGUCGCGUUGUUAAAGAGUCAGACGUAUAAACGAAUCAGGUAUACAAUAUUAUAUAUUUUAAGUUUUGAUCUACAUGUAUAGCCCAUAGGUGGGCAAAAUAAAAUUUUAAGAUGAACAGACUUAUCAUUAUACUUCAGAUAUUACUUUCUCGCAGUUCAGACUUCAGACCUGGAAAUAUUUGAUAUUUGUCUUAAGCCUCCUACAGACGAACUCUCUUUUAAGGUCUGUCGUAGUUUAAUGUGUAGAAAAACUUUAGCACAUUUCCUGGAGUAAAGGAGCUACUAAAUCUCUUGGUGUUGACAUAGCAAUGAACAAAAAAUUCCCCAUUCUGAGGUACCAGGGUCUUUUUGGGAAAGACCAUGGUAUUGUUUGGUCACGUGACUGGGUACGAGGUUGAAAAUCCCCAGGUCGUCUUUGAUCAUGUUUCUAGAUGCGUGUUUGUAUUGUACAUGUAGGACGGCAAAAGUUGAUGGAGGUGUGACGUCAUUGACAUUACGUGGAGCUGGUCAUCAGGUAUGGUACUGUGAUACAGUCUAGUACCCAGGCCUCUACAUUAAAGACGUGCUGAGCGACGCGCAAUCCUGGAUCACCCCUAAGCUUGUAUUUUUUGUAACAGUCUUGUACUGUUUUCUGUUAGUUUUUCGUAGGCACGCAGAUAUCUCAAAUGUACCGGUUUAACUUGAGUGAAUUCUCAAGUGAACUCAUCAACACAUGUCACUAUGAGAAAGUCUACGAUAUCGUGUUUCCAUAGUAAGUGCUAUAAACCUUUCCUUGAAUGUUUUUUGUAAUGUAUAAAAUUAUUUUUACGCAUGAAAGAAACACAGGCAAACAAAUAAACAAGCCACAAACUGACAGACAAAUAAAUAAACAAACAACAAACAAACUGACAGACAAACAAAUAAAUAAAUAAACAGGCAGACAGACAGACAGACAGACAGACAGACAGACAGACAGACAGACAGACAGACAGACAGACAGACAGACAGACAGACAGACAGACAGACAGACAAAUAGACAGACAGACAGACAGACAGACAGACAAAUAGACAGACAAAUAGACAGACAGACAGACAAAUAGACAAACAAAAAACCCUGGAAACUAACAAAUAACCAAGCAACAAACAGACACACUGCUCACAGUUAAGUGUUAGUCGGAUUAAGUUAGAUUUGUUGUCUCAUUGUAAACCCUACCUAUUGGAGUAAUGUUUAAUCGUCCCUCAGGCGAUAUAAAACUGAUAUCGCCUCGCCCCUGAUACGAUAACCUAUGCUUACAUAUAUUUUCUAUAUAGUGGAUAUUCUGAUGUAUUCAUAACGUCUUCCAAGAAUGAUAUACGUGUCUGGAACACUAACACCAGCAAAGAAUUAUUGAGAAUAACUGUGCCUAAUAUGGACUGUAAUGCCGUGGCUGUCACUGUCGACGGCAAAUCUAUUAUUAGCGGUAGGUCGCAUUUACUCUUGUAGCUCAGAAAGCAGGGACGCUUCGUACUAGCUGAACUUUGAUAGAGCUAUCCAGUAGAAGUAAAGAUAAUUUGGUUUAGGUUUGUUUCUGUAGUAACACUGGAUCAAUAAGAGAUGAUCCUUACUGGACCUUUAGGAAGAACAGUUUAGAACUUAGGGAGCUAUUCAGUAUAAAUAAAGUUAGUUUAGUCUAGGUUUCCUGCUGUAGUAACACUGGAUCAAUAAAAGAUGAUCCUUACUGGACCUCUAGGGAGAACAGUUUAGAACUGAUAGAUCUAUCCAGUAUAAAUAAAGUUAGUUUAGUUUAGGUUUCCUCCUGUAGUAACACUGGAUCAAUAAGAGAUGAUCCUUACUGGACCUCUAGGGAGAACAGUUUAGAACUGAUAGAGCUAUCCAGUAUAAAUAAAGUUAGUUUAGGUUUCCUCCUGUAGUAACAUUGGAUCAAUAAAGGAUGAUCCUUACUGGACCUCUAGGGAGAACAGUUUAGAACUGAUAGAGCUAUCCAGUAUAAAUAAAGUUAGUUUAGUUUAGGUUUCCUCCAGUAGUAACACUGGAUCAAUAAGAGAUGAUCCGUACUGGACCUCUAGGAAGAACAGUUUAGAACUGAUAGAGCUAUCCAGUAUAAAUAAAGUUAGUUCAGUUUAGGUUUCUUCCUGUAGUAAGUAUGUAACACUGGAUCAAUAAGAGACUAAAGAGAGCAAGAACAAUUUGGAACUGAGAGAGCUAUCCAGUAUUAAUAAAGUUAGUUCCAUGUAGUUUAGUUUAAACCCGUUGUCAUUUAGGUUGGAGUGACAACAAGAUUCGUGCAUACUCCCCACAAAGCGGCAAACUGAUCUACACCAUCAACGAUGCUCAUAACAAGGGCGUGACUGCCAUAGCAACCACCAAUGAUGGGCGACAUUUGAUCAGUGGGGGAGGGGAGGGGCAGGUUCGUGUUUGGUCAGUCUCUGCAGUCAAACAUAAGAUGGAAGAAGCCAUGAAGGAACACAAAGGUAACUAUACCUCGCCUGCACAUGUUCAGACUAAAUUUUGAUCUAAACAAGUCUAAACAAUAAUUUCAUCACAGCUUGAAAGCGCAUCACAAAAUUAGUAAUAUUCCAAAGUUUCGUUGCGAAAUGUUGUAAAAUGCAGAUAAUAUUGCCUUGCGAAGUUUGCCGUUUUUCAGUCAUUUUGUAUUACAAACGGGAAAUGCAAAAUGACUGAAAAACGGCAAACUUCGCAAGGCUAUAUUCGCAUUUUACAACAUUUCGCAACGAAACUUUGGAAUAUUACUAAUUUGUGAUGCUCUUUCAAGCUGUGAUGAAAUUUUUGUCUAGACUUGUUUAGAUCAAAAUUCAGUCUAUAAUGCAAAUGGUCCAUUGUAAACAUUUUUUCUUUAGCACUUCGGAAAGGUGAAAAAUAAACUAUAUCAUACUUUGAUUUCCAGGCUCUGUGACGUGCAUCAAGGUUCGCAAGAAUGAUGAAGAGGUAAGGACGUGCUUAACUAUCCUUUUGUAUUAAGCCCAAGUAAAUACACGAGAGUUUCUCAUCGUUCUUCCUCAUCCGUGGCUCGACCAAAUCUUUCACCGUCUCUUAUCACGUGGCUGCGAAAUUAGAAAGCCAUGGAGUGAUGCUACCUCACCAAACGAUAAGGAGGUAGCUCCAAAUUCAAAACUUAGUUGAAUUGAGAAUUCAGCAGUUACAGGCCAACUACAAAAAUCAUAUGAAGUGGAGCUACCUUUCUUAACCUCGAGUUAUUGCAACCUCCUGCCCAGUUGUUGAGCAGUUCACUCCUCUGCUGCUUCUCAAAACAAUCAAUCCCUAAUUCAACAAAACAAUCUUUUACAACAUUCCCAUACAUUCAUGUUUCUACUCAUACUGACUUAAACAAUCCAUCACGAUCUAUUUAACAAGAUCUACUUUGCGAUAACAGAUACGUCCGCUGACGUUGAACAAGUCAAAUUAAAGAUACGAUCCAAUUAACUUUAGGAAUGCAAGUUCAGUACUUUCCAAAAAAUGUUCUUGAUAACAUAACAAUAUAAAUUUAACUAAUCUAAUAUAAACAAGACGCCUACUCAGGCGUUCACUCCGGGUACAGGGCCUUAACUAAGCGCAAAGCUACUUUAACGUAUGCUUCUAUACGGCAAUGAAGGUAUCUUUAAUGCAUGAUAUUUAGCAUAUUAAAGUUGGAAAAGUGGGAGAACCACACCACUUGACCAGGUGACUAAAAACAUAUGCAAUGAUCAUAAUAUUUUAUAGCAUAAAAAUAAAAGGACAUUGUGACACUAAUUAUCUCUAAUAAAAGCUAUCUAGUUCUUUAUUAAAAGUUCUAUUUAAAACAUGCGUAGGAGUGUUUUUUCAAGUCGUAUAUAAUAAGUCGGAGGCCGUAUUUUACAAAUAUUUUAUGUUUUUUUUUAUUGUCGAGGGUAGAAAUUCGAGGGUAAAAAGCUUGAGGGUACAUUUUAAUAAUUUAACAAAAUAAUAAUUUAAGUUCGUGUUCACUUACUUUACUUUUAAUUUUUAGCUCUUAUUUUUAUAUGCAAUUAUUAAUUUUUUAUAUGCGAUUACUUUUUAUAUGACGAAAUAUUACUACAUAAAAAUAGACAUGCCGAUCAAAAGCGACAGUCGAGAUAUUUUCAAACGGCGUGGUGCAUUAUCUGCGUUAUCUCGGAUUGCAUGUCGCAAAUCAUUGUAUCAGUCUAUAUGGUCUAUUGAAUCAAAGUAAUCAGGACUUGUUUACACCUUUCCAUUGCCAUACGCCUUUUCCGGGUUCGCGACGCCAUCUUCAAAGUAUUGUUUUCGCUAUUGUGCUUGCCCCACUUGCAAAUUUACCUAUUGGCAAUGCCCGCAAAUUUCUACCCUCGACAAUAAAAACCAUAAAAUAUUUUAGAAAUACGACCCCGGACUUUUUAUAUAUGACCCUCGACUUUUUAUAUAUGAUUUUUCGACCCUCGCUUCCCACCCUCGACCCUCGAGAAGAACUCCUGAAACUGAAUUACUAAAAAUAGCUAACGUAAACAAACCACAUUUAUCAAACACGCAAAGAAAAUUAUUUAAAAAGUAAUAUAUUGUUAGUCGUGUCAUAUAGUUAAUUGUCAACACUUUUUCAAUGCAUGGUAGUAAGUUUAUAACUGGCACCAAGUUAUGUUGAUAUUUUGUUUAUAUAAACAGAUUGAUUGUUUUAAUUUGUAAGGCUUCUGUAAGUUUGUUAUUAUCAAACGUUUAGAUUGUUCUAGUAAUGAUUUUACUUUAAGACCAAGACAAUGCAGCUGUCGAGACCGAUUUUUAAUACUCUAUAAAUAAAACAUUAAACUGUGUAAUAGAAGUAAUAGUGUUGGGUAAAGCUAUCUAUAGUUAUAUAUAUUUUAUACGCGCUUUUGUCUAAUUCAAGCGUGGUAGACAAUAUUGCCAAUAUUGUUGUGGUUUGCGAUAUAAAUUGCCUCGCGAAUCGAAGACUUUCAGAUAUGUCAUAUGUCGAAUAGAUUUGUGCGUUGUUUGUACUUCAAUUUUGGCCACGAGGCACAAAUUAGGGAGACUUAAAGAACACGAGUGACGAGUGUUAACACAAUUUAACUACGUACAGUGUUGACAAAAUUAAAAAAUACCGGGCCAACGUCAGUAACGAACCAAGCCAGUUGUCGAUCAGAAUUAGCUUUCCAAUAACGGCAACCGCUACUAAACACGCGAGAAAGUCUCGAAUUUCGAUUUGUAUUUAUAUGAACUGUGGUCAUUGUAUAAGAACGAGUGUAUGAGAACCCCUCCAUUUGAUAAUAUUUACUGUAAAUAGAACUAAAUACAUUGUAAACACAACGCUCGCUCCGAUCUACUACGAAUGGCGGCUAUUUUUAGAUAUUUCGUAUUUUUGUAGUGCGUUGCGUGCGUUGCGUACGGUGCACCUGUGGAAGUGCACACUUGCGUCGCCUAAGAAAAAAGAUUGGCCAUUUUAAUACUCCGGUACUUACAGUACCCGGAGUAAAUAUAUGCCACCAGUUGCUGGCUGACAACUCCAAAAAUCAUGUGGAGCUCGCCAGUUAUAUAAGCUUGGAGUUAAGGCUAAGCUCUCAUUAAUUUAAACUGGUUUCAAUAUUUUGUUAUAGUGUGUGACAGCCAGUACUGAUGGAAGUUGUAUCAUAUGGGACUUAAAGUAAGAAUAAUGAAUGAACCAAAUGAGAUUUCAAACACUCAUUAAUAAUUCAUAAGCUUAGUGAAACGCAAGAACUCCCUUUUCAAAUGCCAGAACUCCCUUUUCAAAUACCAGAACUCCCUUUUCAAAUGCCAGAACUAGAUCGGAAGAGCCAGAACUCCCUUUUCAAAGGCCAGAACUCCCUUUUCAAAUGCCAGAACUCCCUUUUCAAAUACCAGAAGUCCCUUUUCAAAUGCCAAAAGUCCCUUUUCAAAUGCCAAAACUCCCUUUUCAAAUGCCAGAACUUGGUUUUCAAAUGGCAGAAUUUAAUGUGAAAGUUUUUUAAAGUAAAAUGUUAACACGGUAAGUUGUUAUUUUAUAAAACAAUUACUUUAUGGUUUCCGUGUUUGGAUGGCCUGAUCCAAACACUUGGGAAUGUUGCUCGAGUGAUUUCGCGCGCUUUUCUUAACUCUCGCAACAUUCCCGUGUGUUUGGAUCAGGCCAUCCAAACACGGAAACCUUAAAGCAUUCUUCAUUUCUUCAUGGUAGACGUUUUGUUCGAAAUCAAGUGAUCUUUGCCAACACUUUAUUCAAAGCGAUCUGCUAUCGACCUGACGAAUGUCAGAUUAUCACGGCGGGCACGGAUAGGAAGGUAUGUACUACUUUGAAAGAACAUGCGCAAACGAAGGGUAGGUUUAUGUAAGGUACGAUUCUGUUUUAGAUUGCUUACUGGGAGACAUUUGAUGGUUCUCAAAUCCGUGAACUGGACGGAUCAAAAUCUGGUUCUAUCGAGGGGUUGGAUAUUUCUUCUCUUGGUGACUAUCUUGUCACUGGGGGUGCGGAUAAACUUAUCAAGGUAUAUCUUGUUUGAGCAAGCAAAAUUUAGAACUGAUAGAGCGGUGUAAAUAAAUUAGUUUAGUUUAGGUUUCCUCCAGUAGGAACACCGGAUCAAUAAGAGACGAUCUUUACUGGACCUCUACAGGGAGAAUUAACAGUUUAGAACUGAUAGAGCUAAUAUCCAGGACAAAUAAAGUUAGUUUAGUUUAGGUUUCCUCCUGUAGUAACACUGGAUCAAUAAAAGAUUACCCUUACUGGACCUCUGGGGAGAACAGUUUAGAACUGAUAGAGCUAUUCAGUAUAAAUAAAAUGAGUUUAGUUUAGAUUUCCUCCUGUAGUAACAUUGUAUCUGAAUAAGAGAAGACUCUUACUGGACCUCAAGGAAAACAGUUUAGAAUUGAUAGAGCUAUCCAGUAUAAAUAAAGCUAGUUUAGUUUAGAUUUCCUCCUGUAGUAACACUGUAUCUGAAUAACCUGAACCUCAAGGGAGAACAGUUUAGAACUGGUACUGAUAGAGCUAUCCAUGCGGUAUAAAUAAAGUUAGUUUAGUUUAAGUUUCCUCCUGUAGUAAUACUGGAUCAAUAAGAGAUGAUCCUUACUGGACCUUUAACAACCAUACCUGAAAAUAUAAACAGAACGUCGACGUUUCUAGCACAGGCCCUUCGUUGCAUGGGAACUUCCCAAACGUAUAAAUGUCGUUAGUUUGAUUGUGUUUAUCUGAAAACAACCAACGUUCCCUCUAUAGGUUUGGAAAUAUGAAGAGGGAGCUAUCACUCACGUUGGUGAAGGCCACAGUGGUGACAUCACGCGACUAAAGAUUUGUCCAAACAGGCAAUGGAUUAUCAGUGUCAGUGCAGACGGUGCUAUUCUUCGCUGGAAAUAUCCUUUUUAAAAAAUUCUUGAACUAUGCCAUGUGAUUGUAUAUAUUAAAUACUGUAACUUUAAAACUAAUAUAUAAUGAAACUAAUGUAUAUUUUAUGUUCAGCAUUAAUAUAUAUAUAUGCUGUGUUCCAAACUAAUAUAUAUUUUUUAAUGAACUAAACGUAGGUUUAACGGAGCGUAGAUUAUGUUUAUGCACUGUAGUUUAAUUAUAGUGUUUAUUAGGUGAAUUGCUCGCUAUGAAUUGAAUUAAAAUUUACUCCUACUUAUAAUCUGGAAUGGUUCAAUAAGUUCGUAUAGUAGUAUAUAACUAUACGGAGGAAGAGUUAGUUACUUUCUUAAACUCAUAAAUAAUCAAUAUAGCAUUUGUAAAUUCUGAACGCUGAUUGGGUAAGAGCCGUGUUGAUAUAACUCAUAUUGGAAAAUUUCUUCCUUUUAUUUCUUUGUGCUAUAUUAUAAAACAAAUAUAAAACAUUUUUUCCGUAUUGAUAUAUAGUUAUCAACAUUCGUGGAAAUUGGAAAAACUCGAAAUUGUGUUCCCAAUUGUGUUCGAAAUCGUUUUCCCAAUUUCCACUCGUGUUGAUAUAACUGUAUAUCAACACAGAAAAUGUUUUAUAUUUGUUAAAUAUAAUUUAUAUAAGCAAACCGCAAUGCAAAACAGCACUCUAGCGUUAUAUGAACGGUAAUAAACGAUGAUCCAUAAAUGUCCAUAAGUUCUCUUUAAAUAUAGCCUAUAAGUAGCAGGCUCUAAUUUAGGGCCCUAUACUCCAAAACAUACAAAAGGUUAAAAUUACCAGAGUGUCAAUGAGUAAAGACUCGGAUUUAGGCCUUAUUCAAAGGUCACACAAACAAAGGCUGAACCUACUGUAGUGUAAAUUAAUGCCCUAAUCUCAAGUACUGUGCAUUGAUCAGGAAUCCCGCGCAAAUCGGGUCAUUUGACUCUGGUCGCGUGAGUAUGCCACGGUGCGAUAAAUCGCGUACUUACAUACCGGAUUACCGGAGGUAGGCCAAUAUUACGGUCUGGUACUUCUUUGUUUUCAAGCAAGUAGGUACGCGGAACUCUUGCUAUCUGCUAUAUUCAAUUCCAUAAUUUAGUCCGUAUAUGUGUGAGUCUGACAUAUCUUGGCAUGAAACAUGAUUGGACUGAUGGCACUAAGAAACGUUGGAGUCGAUUGUUUGUAUAUACAAUUGUGCUCCUUUUUCUAACUCGUAUUUUGAACAUACUUUUCAGAAACCUGUACUUUAUGUAUUUUAUUUGAAAGACUAAGUACACAUUGAAUAUUAGGUUUGUAUUAGCGCAAGUGCGCGGCAAUAAUCAUUGGUAUACCAGCCAGGUAUGACUAAAAGUGUUGAAUUAUCGCACCCUGUAAUCCUGUAUGUGAUUUUUAAAAUGUACAAUUUGCUAAUUGGAAAAUCGUGCUUGCACUACCAAGCCUUCUGUAAUGGUGCGUAACACCCCAUGAUUUGCAGGAUUCCAGAUCUAUGCAUUGAGUUAGGUGCACACAAAGGUUAGGUUAUCAUUUCACAUGGUCGACAUUUACAUUUAAGAUUCUAUCUAGUUGGAAUUUACAAUUUAUAUUUCAUAAUAUGAAGUUCAAAGAAAGUUUUUGAUGUCAGUAUUUAGCCCCAUGCUUGUGUCUUGCAGUAAUACAGAACUAGCUUGCCAUCAGCACCAAAACACUACAAAAGAAUUUGAUUUUAUCAUUGUUAGUUAACCUUU